AUGUUCUACAGCUGGCUUCUUUGUACUUUCUUAUUAAAAGUAACAUGUACUAAAACAGCUGUGUGGAAAUUGGGUGCGAUUAUGAAUGAGGACAAAACAUCAAGUCGAGUCGAUAGUACAUGGCUAAAAAACUCACAUAAGGAUGUUUUCAGUGGUCUGAUAUGCGGUCUUCGGACUGGUGCUGGUAUGGAUUGUGGAGGAAUGAAUCCAGAGAGCGGUACGUGUCCGACUGGAUAUAAUUAUAAUGCGUGGCUUAUCAGUAAAACGGGCACAGGUGUCAUGAAGUUUUGCUCCAAGCAAGGUACAAAUUCUAAUAUAGGACCAGUUGGCGCCAUAUGUGGUCUGAAUGUGGGGGCUGGAGGCCAGAAAUGUGGCGAUCGCGAUACAUGGUCACAGGGCUGUCCAGAUGGAUAUGCCCGAUAUGAGUGGUUGGUGGACUGGGGUAGUGGCAGGAUGGCUUGGUGUUAUAAGGUACAACACGGCAUCGAAGAUCAGCCGGGAACAAUAUGUGGUAUGCAGACAAACGGUGGUGAUACAGGUCCUACAUGCAAUGGUUAUCAACCAGGGCGGGGCUCUUGUCCACAUGGUUAUUAUCUUGUAACAUGGCGUGUCAGCUUCGGAAACGGUUAUUGGUCAUUUUGCGUGAAAAACUAG
Messenger RNA from Rotaria socialis, 654 nucleotides. The record is from the annotation of a GenBank genome assembly. NCBI's taxonomy places the organism in Eukaryota, Metazoa, Rotifera, Eurotatoria, Philodinida, Philodinidae.